UCUUAAUUUAAAUUCACAUCUGUGUAACACAGAAGCAUGUGUGUUUGUUCAUGUGUGUUUGUGUGACACAUUCAGUUUGUCGUUUCACAGAUGGCAUCAGCUCUUAAGUUCAUUGUGCUCCUCGUCUUGGUCUGUGGACUUUGGAGUGAAACAAACGCACUAAAGAAAAAGAAAUUAUUAACCAAAUCAUACCUGCCAUGUCGACCACUAUCACUGCUGUGCCAGAUGCCCUUACGGUUGGAUUCGCUAUGGAAACAGGUGUUACAUGUUCUUCUACCAGCAAAUGACCUGGGCUCAAGCAGAGCGUUACUGCACAUACCGCGGUGGGAAUCUGGCCUCGAUCCCCUACGAUGGUGUGCUGGAUUUCCUCAGAGGUUAUGUUUACAGAGUGACUGGUGCGUACAGACAAGUCUGGCUCGGAGGUCAUGAUGCCGUCCAAGAGGGUAUAUGGAUGUGGAGCAACGGUGACAGGUUUUACUUUAAGAAGUGGGCCAAGGGUCAACCCAACAACGGUGGAAGACGAGAACACUGCAUGGAAAUGAACUGCAGAGGGCAGUACGUCAAUGAUGCCUGUUGUGGGCUGAGGAAACAUUUCUUCUGUGCCCGGAAUCUGUGAGAACCUUCACCGCUUGCUGUGGCGUCCACCAAGAGGAAGUCUCUUCUUCACUGAUGAUGUCACUUCCAGCAGGGUGUUGGGCCUCGAUGACAUCACUGUUAGACGUUCUCUUGAAAGUUUGAAUUCUUUUGCAAAUUCAUGAAUAAAUGUUGGUCAUGUUCAGAAAA
Molecule: messenger RNA, 783 nt
Organism: Thalassophryne amazonica
Lineage: Eukaryota; Metazoa; Chordata; Actinopteri; Batrachoidiformes; Batrachoididae
Product: galactose-specific lectin nattectin-like
Exons: 6
Coding region: 266-616 (116 amino acids)
Source: RefSeq, a predicted model, not a curated record